This is a messenger RNA of Oncorhynchus kisutch (coho salmon), 1002 nucleotides long. Its product is annotated as gastrula zinc finger protein XlCGF17.1-like. The record is from RefSeq and is a predicted model, not a curated record. Gene Ontology annotation, molecular function: DNA-binding transcription factor activity, RNA polymerase II-specific. Lineage: Eukaryota; Metazoa; Chordata; Actinopteri; Salmoniformes; Salmonidae. Gene Ontology annotation, cellular component: nucleus. The coding region runs from base 1 to 1002 and encodes 333 amino acids. The transcript has 4 exons. Gene Ontology annotation, biological process: regulation of transcription by RNA polymerase II.
AUGGGAUGCCUCAGGAUAGAGGUGAAGGAAGUACUCUGCUUUCAAGGGAACCCGAAUGAGAAGGCUUUCGAUGUGACGUUUCACAAAGAGGAGAAACAUGAUGAUGUAUUGAAGAUGGCAAAGGAAGCGGAGAAAACGGGACCCCUGUGUCAUUAUGCGGUGACCAGCCUGGCGAAGAACAACUUCAGGGUGGUCACCGUAACCAUGUACAAUCCGCAUGUGAAAGAUGAAGAGGCGCAUAUCCUGGCCUCGUGCAGCGCCAAGAAAUGUCGUUUUUGUGGGUCGGAAGAGCACAAGGCCAAGGAGUGUGACGAGCCCAAGGCUUGCCACGGGUGUGGCUCGAAAAUAAUCUGUUUGUCUUUGACAGGAGAGAAACCAGACUCUCCCUCUGACAACGGAAAGAGUCCUUCAGGGGAAUCAGACCCAGAGACGCCCAAAGCAAAAGGAGGACAUCACUGCUCCCACUGUGGAAAGAGUUUUACCAAGUUAGGGAACCUGAAUGGGCAUGAGAGGACACACACAAGAGAAAAACCUUUCCAAUGCUCCCAAUGUGGAAAGAGUUUUAACAAAUUAGGGUACCUAUUACUACAUAAGAGAAUACACUCUGGAGAGAAGCCUUACCACUGUUCCAAAUGUGGAAUGACUUUUGCCUGGUUAGGGAGCCUGAAAACACACGGGAGAAAACACCCACAAGAAAAGCCCUACCAAUGCUCCCUGUGUGGAAAGAGUUUUACCAAGUUAGGGGGUCUGACAAGGCAUGAGAGGACACACUCAGGAGGGGAUAAGCCCUACCACUGCUCCCUGUGUGGAAAGAGAUGUAACCGGUUAAGGCAUCUAAAUAAGCAUGAAAGAAUAUACACACAGGAGGAGAAGACAUACCACUGCUCUCAAUGUGGAAAGAUAUUUUCCCAGUCAGAGGACCUGAAAUCACAUGAGAGAAAAGAGAGACUGUGUUCUGACUUGUUUUUGACUGAGAUUUUGUGUUUUUGUUUGUCACACUAA